This is a messenger RNA of Passer montanus (Eurasian tree sparrow), 6537 nucleotides long. RefSeq names its product family with sequence similarity 155 member A (gene NALF1). Lineage: Eukaryota; Metazoa; Chordata; Aves; Passeriformes; Passeridae. The record is from RefSeq and is a predicted model, not a curated record. Bases 30 to 1316 code for a protein of 428 amino acids. The transcript has 3 exons. Gene Ontology annotation, molecular function: stretch-activated, monoatomic cation-selective, calcium channel activity. Gene Ontology annotation, cellular component: plasma membrane. Gene Ontology annotation, biological process: calcium ion import across plasma membrane.
AGUCGGCCAGGGCUGUGCGUUCCCAAAAUAUGACCAGGGGUGCUUGGAUGUGUAGUCGGCAGUAUGAUGACGGCUUAAAAAUCUGGUUCGCACCCCGGGAGAACGAGAAACCCUUCACGGAUUCAGAGAGGGCUCAGAAAUGGCGACUGUCCCUGGCAUCGCUCUUGUUUUUCACGGUCCUGCUCUCUGAUCACUUGUGGUUCUGCGCCGAGGCCAAAUUCACGGGGACCGGAGAGAAGGAGCAGCCGCCGCCCGAGAAGCCGGAGCCCGCGGAGCCGGAGCUGCUGGCGGGCAUGGGGGAGCCGGCGCCCCCCGCGCCCCGGCUCCUCGCCCCCCCCUCGCCCUCCCUCCCGCCCUCCCCCGGCAGCAGCGGCGGCGGCAGCCGCGGCAGCCGCACCAACGGCACCGAGCCCCGGCACGGCAAGGCUGCUUUCCUGGGGAACUCCACCGCCAGGCCCCUGGAGACGUGUCCCCCCCCGGGCUCCUCGUCCGGGCAGUGCUUCAGCGUGGGCGACGCGGAGGCGGUGUGCCAGCGGCGAGGGGGCUCGGGGCGGCCGCGGGGCACGGGGCAGAGCCCGGCGCCCGGCUGGGACCUGACGGAUUUUUACCUUUCCUUUUGUAAUUCCUACACACUUUGGGAGUUGUUCGCCGGGUUGUCCAAUCCGGACACUUUGAACUGCAGUCUGGAUGUGGUGCUGAAGGGGGAAGGCUCCUGCAGCCAGUGCGUCCAGGCUUACCAGCGCUACGACCAGCACGCUCAGGAGAAAUACGAAGAGUUUGAGGUUAUGCUCCAGAAAUAUUUACAGUCGGAUGAGUACUCGGUGAAAUCGUGUCCUGAGGAUUGUAAGACUGUCUACAAAGCCUGGCUCUGUUCCCAGUAUUUUGAAGUCACACAGUUUCACUGCAGCAACAGAAUUCCUUGCAAGCAAUACUGUUUGGAGGUUCAAACGAGGUGUCCCUUUAUAUUACCAGACAAUGAUGAUGUCAUCUAUGGAGGACUAUCAAGUUUCAUCUGUACAGGGCUCUAUGAAAACUAUCCAACCAAUGCAGAACCAGAAUGCUGUGAUGUCAGAUGGGGACUAUUAUCAGAUCAUCAACCCAAAGGGACUAUAAAAACAAGUGGCUCAACAAUGUGUCACAGGACAUCGCUCACAGUUUCAUCAGCAUCAAGACUGUGUAACAGCAGACUUAAACUGUGUGUUCUUGUAUUAAUUCUGUUACAUACAGUACUUACAGUCUCAGCAGCACAGAACUCAACAGGACUGGGCUUUGGAAGCAUAACAACUUUGGAAGAUAAUUCAACCAAUGAGGAAUAAAAGAAAGGAUUCAUCUUACAUGAUAGAAACACAACAGGCCCAAAUUACUACAGUAAAAAAUAGCAAAGACUGAGUGCUUUACCCUCAGAGCUCUUCUUGAAUGACAUUUUGGGUAAAAUGAAAAGUAUGGGCCACUACCUAAACAACAAGGACACACAAAUGCAGCUUUUUAUUGACUAAAAGGCUGUUUGGUGACUUAACUUUCUCACACCAUUUUAUACACUGUGUUUUAAUGUUUGGAGUUUCUUUUUUUUUUGUUUGUUUUUUGCACUUGUUAAUACAGGAUUUUAUUUUUGGGACAGUUUCUUGAGGCUAAAUUAAGUCUUUUCUCUGUCGAUAUAUUUCUAGUCAUUGUGUGUGUUCAUCUGAUAGUUCUGUCUUUUAUGUCCUGUCAGUUUCUAUUAGAGGAAUGACUGCUAUGAUUUCAUGACAUAGCAAAAAAUAAAAAAAAAAAUUAAAAAAAUUUUAAAAAAGGAAAAAAAAGAAAAAAAAACAGUAAAAAACCCCAAACAAACCAAAAAAAGCCCACAAAAAACCCCAACAAAAACCCACAAAAAGAACAACAAAACAAAAUUUAACCAAAAAAGAUAAAAUAAUAAAAAAAAUUUAAAAAAAGCAACCAUGAAAAGAACCCCAAACAAACCUUACUGUCCUCUUAUCCAUGGGAACCAUUCAUUUCCUUUCCCUUUCCCAUCUACCUUCACAGACAACAUACAUUUGCUUCUGUCUGUGUAAUCACAAUGAAUGGGUACACAAUUCCAGUGUGCCUCUGCCACUGUUGCACUAAACAGUUGACUGAGCAAACCCAAAAGGAGCAUGAAGGGGGUUCCUUUUAGCUGAACAAACAAGUGCUCUCCUUACAAGGUGGGAUCGGACAGUUAAAAAGUAUAAAGAAAUAUAUAUAUAACAAACUGUUGCUCCAAUACCCGUUUUGAAGAAGUCCAGUCCUUUCUCACUGGUCAGUUGAACAGGAGCAGCCUUUUCUAGAUGUGUUAAGUAAAACCAGUUAUGCUCAGCAAGUUGAAUGGUUGGGAAGCCUUCAUAUUGGAGGUGAAGGAUUGACAUUCAUUGUGAAUCACGUUUUGAGUUCUCCUGCUGCCACAUAACCAGCAGCUUUCCAUAACAAAUGGGAGCCAAGAACUUCCAAAAUUCAACUCUUUUUUCACAACUGAAUUACACUAGAAGUCUUUUAACAUCUACAAUACAAAUUAUCUCCUUGGUUUGAUUCCAUUGUUUUUCUAUUGCCUACAUGUUGUUGAAAGUAACUAGUUUAUUAAGAAUGCACAAGAAUGUGUUAGCACAGAUAAAGAAAAUAUUUUUUUUUAAAUAUAUAGGACAACUGUUUUCAUAAAUGUGCAAUAAAAACAGUAAAUAUAUACUAGGAUAUGAGUAGUCAAGAGAAAAGAUUGUAAUAUGCUGGUUUUUCAUUGUUCGGGGUGGUUUUGAAUUUGUUUACUUUUAUUUUUUGUGAGAACAUUUCACCUGCUGAGUGUAUGAGAAUUUGCUUUUUAAAAAGGCUUUUUAGAGUUUACAGUAGAAUCAAUGGAAGGAAAAGUUAAUAAGGGCUGUUUUUAAAAACUUUACAUUCCUUCCUAUUCUCUAACUACACUUGGGAAGUGCACUUUAGAGAUGUUUGCUGUGUAGCUGGGAAAUGAAGGAAAACUAUAGAAAAUGUUCUCUUAGGAAAUAAAAUAUAGUUACCUACUUUCUAGCUAUGAAAUACCCCUUGAUAAAUAUUAAUGUUGUAAGAACAUUUAAUCACUGGUGCAUAAUGCGUUUUUGUAUACAAUUUACGGUCUGUUAAAUUCUGGAGAAAAACAAAAAGAAGAUAACCAUGCUGCUUAAGCGGUUCAAGAUGCACAUGUUAAGCUGCGAAGCUCAAAUAUUUUGCAAGAGUAUUUGUUUUGAUAGUGUUUUGCUACAACCUGGACUGAGGAGCCUAAAACGAUCUGUGCAAAUACAACAACAACAACAAAAAGCACCAGCUAAUGCAAAAUUCUUCAGCACUGGUUUGUUUCUAUAAUUCCUCCCUUCCCUUCCUUGCACAUGCUAUAUUUUGUUCAAUAAAACAUGGUGCUUUUUUAUUUAUUUUCUUUUCUUUUAGAGGCACAUGUAUUAAUUACAGUGAAUUGAUGCAAAAUUGGGGGAAAAUGUAGAAAUGCAAAAGAAAAAGCCUUAACUAAUGGUAGAAUGUAGACUUUUGAAGGACAGAAAUGUUACUGAAAUGUGAUGGAGCAAUAACUGGGCAGUGCUCUGGUACUGUACAACAGCUGAUAAGUCACACUACUGAGAAAGCUCUUACUAGGUGAGCUCUUGUUCAACUGACCUCUUAAUUCUAGUAAGUGUACAUGGUCAGUAAACAGUUUGUUAUAACCUUUAUCUACCUCUGCUGUGCAAAGGCCAUCCAACAUCCAUUCCUGUGAUGUUCCUCAUGGUUUUUUGUUCACACCAUUACUCACUGUCAUCUAUUUUUACACUGUAACAAUAGAGUACCUAGUCCGGUUCAUCUCGAUUGAAUUGGCACCUGAAGAAGAGUUUUUAUUAUUUCUCUUUUGCUUCAUGAUGAACUAAUGUAGAGAUCUAUCGUUAAGGUAUUUUAUUUCUUCUUUUCUGCUCUUUUUCAUUCUUCAUCCCUUAUUUUUCUAUAAAAAUGUUUUCAAGUGGUGUCAGUGAAAAAUUACUCCUCCACUGCUUGGCUACACUCAGUCAUGUGUCAUACAAUAUGAGAGAGACAGGAGGAAAAACAGUGACAACAACAUCACAUACAUAAUGUAGCCUAAUUAAACUUGGGGAAAAUGAAGCAGAAAAUAAUUACAGACUUUCAAUUACAAAUACAAGAUGUAAUAAAUUCAUCCCCCUCUCCCUACCUGGAGUUAGUGCCUGCAGUUCAAUGGUCUGUGAAUUUUCUCUGUCAUCUUUUUGAGGUCUAUUUCUUUAAUUUCUGGAACAAAAAGUCAUGUUGCAGUUGAAUUCUGCUGGGGUAAGUGUUGCCAUUUUCACUCUAGCAGUGUGGUAAGAAGCUUCUCUUGGUGGUACCUGGGAUAUCAGGAGUAGACAAAGACUCUUCUAUGAAGUUAAGCAACAUGUAAUCAUGUAUGAUGCAAAAUUCCAUUCCAUCCAUUCUUCAUUCGUAAUAAUUUUCCUGGCACAAACUUAAGCAUGCUUGAUAUUGUGCACAUAUUACUUUUUUUCAGAAUAAAUUUGCAUCUUGCCACUGCUAUAACUGCCAUCUUGUUCCAUUUCUCCUUGUACUGUAUGCCUAACACAUACAUGAUAAAGAGCUGGCUUAACAAAGAAGUAACACUAAAAUCUUUCUGCAAAUGACUGAUGAGAAGAAAAAGAAAAAAAAAAGAAUAUUUAUUUUAUGAUCAUAGAGAAGAAAUUAAUUUCCCAUGUCUUUUAUCAUCUUAUUUUCUGCAAUAGGGAAAAAGCAGAUUUUGUGCAAUAUGUUAAUACUGCUAAGCCAAAUGUCAAAUAACAUAACCAGAGAUAUAUGUUAUUCCUUAUUGCAUUUGCAUUCAGUAAUACAGUAUAUUGUUGCUUUUCUUUCAUUAAAGAGACAGUAUCAUUUUUCUUUUUUUUUUUUUUUUUUUUUUUUUUUUUAUAUAGCAGGUGAAGGCUGUCCUUCUGCACACCAUAAUUUUAAGACAAAAAACCAACAAAAUGUUAGGAUGAAGUUUUAGUUCUAUAAAUGAUGAAACCAAGCCAUCAGCUGCCAAAGAAUCUGUGGAACAAUAGUUACAAACAAAGCAAAGAUAUUUCUUCUUGAGAGAUAAAAAUAAUUUUAUUCUGCAUGAUUAAAGAAGAAAGAAUAAAGGAAUGAGAGAUGUAUUUCAAACAACAGAGAUAGCAGGUGUCAUCUGAUACACCUUGUGACUCUCAGCUUAUAUAGUUAUACUCUUCUAUUAAAGAGUGAGGGACAAAGCAUUGUCUCCUGCUCUCUCUGUAUUUGUGCUAAUGAAUGUCCUUUUUGCAAGCAUUGCCUCUCUGCACAGAAGAUACCUGCCUACCAUGAGAGCUGAAGGUAGUACAUGCACACUAAUUUACACAGUGAAACCUGUCUUGUGUGACUAUUCAAAGCACAAGCAAAACUCAUUUGCGGAGUAGACCUAGUUUUUAGGAAAAUACAAGAUACAUGUGAAGAGUCACCUAAGCAAGGGGUCUGUGAAGGUGCCUGGUCCUUACUUCAUCUUUCACAGUAUGUCCCAUCAGUACCACAGCCCCAUGAUAAGCCCUGCUCAGGCAGGCUACCAGCUGGGCUCAGUCAUGCUGACGUCAGUGAGCCUUGGUACAGGUACAGGCAUGCAUCCACAAAAAAUUAAUGGUAGCACAUAUGUCUCAAUUUGCUAUCCCAUAAUCUUUACUCAGGAAUUGCUCAUGAGCAUAGUGCAUAAACAGAAGAUCUCUGGCUUCAGCCCUAGGCAAGUCUUGACAAGAGAUUGGCAAAAGCAUGUUAAUGGUGAAUGUUCCUUUUUUGUUAUUAUUGUCUACUCAUAUUAGUUUGGUGAAGGAGCAGUUUCAAAAUUUAACUAUGGCACUAAUCAUGGAGCAUGGAGGACAAACUACCAGAAACGUCGUCAUUGUGAAGAAAUUAAGUAGCUUUGUGAGGUAAAAAGAGAUUUUGUCAUUUUUAAGCAGCUGUCAGCAGUAUUUCAGAAAAGCUUGGGAAAAUAAUGACUAGUUCUGAGUAUAAUAAUUCUCAUUAAAGCUAGGUAUUUUUAUGAGAAAUAGGACUGGAGCACAAACCACCUCAACUGAGGUAUAUAAUUUGCCAAUAUUUCCUACAGUAACUGUAAGAAAUUACAUUACUGAACACCUCUAGGUGUCCGAUACUUAACAGCACUUUUUCAAAUUUUAACAAGCUUGAGGUCUCCCUUGGAAGCAAAAGACGACAGAAAGAACUACUGUCAUUCUGGGGAAAAAAAUAAAUAAAAAAGGCUUGGCCAACUUGGAAAAUCCAUCUGAGAAACAGCUAUAAUUCUUCAAAAUGCAAUUGAGAUUUAAAAAAAAAAAGAAAAGAAAGAUUCAUAUGUCAGUGUAGCUCUAUAUAGAAAUAGACCUAUUUCAACAAAGAGAGACAAAAAUGUUCUCUACAAUUAGUACAAAUACAGCAUACUGUAGAACAAAAAUGCCAAAGGAUAAGAGCUAUAAAAAAAAUAGAGCAAAAUUGCUUUAUUUAUAUUCCUUACUAUGGAGUGUGAAUUUCCAGGUAGAAUUUCAG